Paramacrobiotus metropolitanus is the source of this 4966-nucleotide messenger RNA. Its product is annotated as trichohyalin-like. The transcript is spliced from 2 exons. The record is from RefSeq and is a predicted model, not a curated record. NCBI's taxonomy places the organism in Eukaryota, Metazoa, Tardigrada, Eutardigrada, Parachela, Macrobiotidae. Bases 738 to 3440 code for a protein of 900 amino acids.
UAGUCUGUUCAUAAAUUCCUAGCAGUCACGCCAUUUCUCGCUUUCUAUAGCGUAGGCGCUUUUAUAGCAUUGCUAGGCUUUUUGGUAGGCAGAAUUCCGUCAAUUCUGUUCCUACGCGUGAACCUUCACCAGGUCCACGCUCAUAUGGUAGCAAGAGUCGUGUUUCUCCAGAAUAAUCUCUGAAGUUUUUCCCGUCCAUUUGACGAGGUGUGGAAGAAGUCUCCCGCGAGAAAGGGCUCGCGUACUGAUCGGUGGCGAAGGAGCGUUUGGAUCUCAGCAGAUCAGCAUCAGUGUGUCUCUACUGAGUAGAGCACGCUGUACUGACCUGACGCGAUCAAGGCUACUGAAGUAGCUUUGAUUGGAGGGGCACAAGCGCCGAGAAAGAUCGCCGCAAGAGGCAGAAGCCCGAAGGGGGCACGAGUGGGCAAGCCACUUUUGGCUGUCGGGUGUGGAGUUUCAGGUGCGUCUCUACUGAGUAGAGCGCACACACAUUAUACGCGCUCUCCCAAAAGGGUGAUCGAGCGCCCCUGUCGUUGCCAACGUUAAGGCGCGACAGAAGACCCGCAGCCAGCAAGCUAUUUGGUCGACGCACCGUUGCGUCCCGUUGAGGCGAAACGGAAGGGGUUAUCGGCUGGCCCAGGAGAAGUCAGCUUAAUCGCUGGAGGAUUGGAGGAAUCGCGGAAGGACGCGCAGGAUCGAUUUCUGGAUCACGGAGACGAUCAGGCUGAGACAUCAGAAUGGCUGAACGGAGCCAACCCAACCAGAACGUGGCGAAAAAGGGACAAAGACCAGCGGUAAAGAAGGUCACGGGGGAUCCUUUGACGAAUUACAACGAGGACUGCCCGGAUUGUAAACGAAAUAACAUCCUGUCGAACGAACGUUUCCCAUGCUGGACUUGCGUCGUGGCAGUACCGAACCAAGCAGUAGUGGUACCAGAAGAGGCGAGAAGGGGUAACCUCGAUGUGUUCCGGCAUUUGGUUACGGGAGACACAUGGAUGAAACUGUCACCAGAAGACCGGAUGAUACUGGAAGAUAAAUACAGAAUGUGGGUCGGACGCAGACCGGGAUGGGAUAUCACCCUUGAACCGCCGAGAACACCGGAAGCGGAUGCGUUCAGGAAGAAGUUUGAAGAAGACACGAUGAGAAUGGUACAGGAAAAGCGCGAGGCAGAGCGAAAGCGGCUAGAAGAAAAAGAGAAAGCUGCGGCAGAGAAGGGUCUAGCCGAAGCAGCUAAAGGUCACGCACCUGCCCCAUUUGCGAUAUUGAAGAAACAAGAUGAAGGAGAAGCAGCUGUAAUCAGACAGUCGCUGAUACAGCAGAUUGACAUCAUCUUGCAAGAUCCACUCGCGGUAUCGAAAGAGGAAUACAAAAUCUUCCUGGACGAAAAGGUCAACCUAACAAAAGGAAACAGACCAUCCCAGGUUAUCAAAAUCGCGAUCGAAGAACGAAUCGACAGGAUGCGAAACUUUCGAAAAAGAGAGAAAGAUGUGGUUGAGGCCCUUCGGAACUUCAAGAAAGAGGAGUUCAAACGCCCAAAAUCGCCUCAAAGAGAUGAUCGCAACCGCGGCUAUGAAAGGUCAUCAGACCGCUCCCGAGAAAGGUCAUGGGACAGACAUCAUAACGACCGAUACAGUGGAUACGCGAGAGAUACGCGUACGUCGGAGCAAAAGAGAAGGGAUGAAGAACGUAUCCGACGUGAAAAAGAACAAAGAGAAAAGCGCCGCCAAGAAGAAGCGGAAGAAAAGCGCUUGGCGGAGGAAUACAGGAAAAUCAACGAAACCUGUAAUAGGCAGCAGGAGAAGGAACGGGCUGCUAAGGAAACGCAGAAUCGCGAUUCACAGAAUCGAGAAGGAAGAAGUGAGGGCUCGAGUAAAUCAACAUCCUCAAAGGGGCCAUAUGAUCAAGAGUGGGUCCAGGAUAACUUGAAUAUGGAUGAUUAUGAGUUUGGAGACAAAUCUUACAACAGCAAAAGGUCAUCCAGCUCAGAAAGCCACCGCACGCCUAAGAGCCCGCGCAGAAUGCAAUCAGUAGUUCAUUCUGUUUGUUCAACGUUCAAGUCAGCCGAGAAACAACCGGCACAGCAGAUGGAUGAGGUCAUGGAAUGUAGUCCAGCAUCCUCAAAUGUCAUUGAAGUCCAUGGAGACGAGGACAUGCGACCGUCGAGACGAAACAUCAUCUUCGAUCUGGAGCGACAACUUACAAGCGCAGAGACGGCGAGUAAUGCACCGCCAGAAUCGGAAUCAGAGAAGGGCGACCAGAAAGGUCAAUCAAAGGUCACGGCUCCGAGGAGACAAUCCCUACAAACCAUUGAGCUGGUAUAUGAAAUGAACGACAUCAUGGAACAGACGAACGAGAUUUGCCGUUCAGUGGGCAUUGCUCCGGAUAAUAAAGAAGAAUUCGAUAAGGUGUACUGGCUUCUCAUGAACUUGCGCCAGGUCAUCAACGAUUCGGGAUAUGCGAAGGAGUACGAGUAUGGGCAAUGGGAAGAUCUGAUCAUAACGCAAGAGUCAGCGAAUCUUCAUUACUUCCCGACGAGAGAAUGCGGCCUUGUCAGUUUGAUCGACCUGAGUCUCUUGGAAACACCGUUGGACACACCGGAUCCAACAGGAAUGACACAGUUCCAGUAUAGAGACAUCAAGGAAAGACGUCUGCACGUGGCACAAUUUGUGUUACGCCAUGUAAAUCCGGCGCUGAGACUCCUCGCAGGAAGGGCUGCGUUGGGAUUAGUGGUGAAACCAGAUUCGCCACCUGAUCAUCGUGCUACGAUCCAAAAGAUUUUUGCAGCAAGGCUUGGCCAUUACGAAACGCACCACCAGUUGAGAAAGAGCGCUCAAAGAGGCACGGAGAUACCGCCGGCACUGACCGCGCAGGUCAUAAAGUUGGGAACGCCAGUUGCGAACUUUAAUUCUUCGGAAACGGCCAAGAAGCAGCUAAAAGACGUCCAGAAGGCGAUGAAAUUCGAUGAUAGCCUGCGACGUCAAGCACAAAUGCAUGCCCACCGAUGUGCGGAACGGAUCAGAGUCACGAUGGGAACACGGUUCAUUCAGCCAUCCGACUUCGUCUAUGAAUUCAUUCAAGAGAUCAGCGUUAACAAAAGCAGCUAUCGACCGGAACUUGCGCGACAGCCGCAGGACAAUGAAAUGAGUCGACGUGGACGAAGAAACCAGCAGCUGCACUUGGAUUAUGUCGAAUUGUGCAAAAGGUCACGAGACAAUCCAUAUGAUGAAGGAUUGAAAGCGCGCAUGGUCGACGCGAGAGAUCACCUGAUCCGUAUCCAACGCAGACGUGACCGAAAUCGUCACAGUGCUACUAGCAGCCGGAGCGAAGGAGACGAGCUGCAAGAGAGGGAAAGGGAACCUCGAGAUCGAACGUCUGAUCGUAAUGAAAAAGAAAGACGACGUUUCGAUCGGAACCGCGACAAUGGUUCAAAUGAUCAGUGAUGACCUUUAGGGCAUCGCUGAUGUGCUAGUUACGGCCAUCAGUCGGCAGCACGAGAAUGGUGAUAAAGGUACAGUAUCAGGGCGAAGGAGACAUAACUUGUUGAACUGUCAUAUCGUUUGUGUUUCUAUUGGUUUCAGAGUUUUGUUGCAGAGGAUCAAGGCGAUCCGAAAUAUGGGGAGUUACGGAGGUCAUCCGGCCCUCGAAGCAGGAAGAGUAACGGCGCUAACCGGCCUUCCUCAUUACAUUUAAAACGUCACUUUUAGAGUGUAGUUGCGGCCUACUGAGUCGGCACACUCUCGCGGAAUGACAGAAGCCACAAGGGUGAAAAAGAGAAAGAGUUCAAGAAAAUAGGAGUAAAACUUUCAGAUGUUGAGGUUACGGCGAUAACCGGCCUCAGAAGAAAGAGGAGUUACGGCGUUAACCGGCCCUCGAACCUGGUAAGGAAAAGAAGUGCGCGUCAAUUGGCACUACACGGAAAAGAUAAGGAUGUGCGACCGAAGAAAAUGGUUGAAAAGAAGGAUGACCUUUACAAGGGAGGCAAGCAGAACUGCUUGAAAGCCAAAAAUCGGCUAAGUCCCUCCAUGACCUUUAAUACGGAACUCAUCAUGGAAAAAUGGAUGACCUUUUGGGAUCGUCACGGCCCAAACGAGUCGCACAUCAAAGAGAAAGGGAUGACCUUUGAGAACUUCACUGCUCAAGAGAGUCAUCGAGAAAAAGAGAAUGACCUUACCAGGGAGGAAGCAUCAAGCUUGUCUUUCAAGACGUCCCUCCAUGUCCAAGAGGAAGAAUCUCAUUUUGCAGAAGUCGUACUUGAUACGCAAUUAUUCCAAAGAUGAAGAAGCAGUAUUCAGAAGUCGUACUUGAUACGCACCCUAUUCCUUAAAGCGGAUCUCAUUGUGAUGAAAAGAUUGCUCAAAAGAGCGGAAUGGACCAAAGCGGAUUACGGUUGACAGGACCCAGUGACCUUUAGGAGUCGGAGGAUCCUAGUCGUUUUGAUAAUGAAUUCUGUUGAUAUUUUUUUACUGUUUUUACUUUUGUUCCGAGAUCUCUUUAUUCACACAUGUAAUUGGAAUUUGUGAUGUUAAAAAGAGAUUAAAUCUCGAUGUUUUAUUAAUCGCACAGACGAGCCGUCAAGGAUCCCAAGGAAUUGGACGUGGAUUCUGCUUCGACGGAGCUCAGCCUCCCUCCCAGAGGCAUGUGAGCGCAGGCGUACAUGCGUACACCCUCGCUUUGGCAGUCUGUUGUGUUUUGCUGCACGCCCGCCUUACGCGUGGCGGAAGCACGCUGUUCUGCACGCACCCGCACUGUGUGGCGGCUACGUGCGCAUUUUCCACGCUUGCUGCAGUCAGCAAUGCGGAGUUGUCGAUGAGGAAAUUCUAUCGAAUUUAGUCUUGUCAUAAAUUCCUAGCAGUCACGCCAUUUCUCGCUUUCUGUAGCGUAGGCGCUUUCAUAGCACUGCCAGGCUUUUUGGUAGGCAGAAUCACGUCAAUUCUGUUCCUACGCGUGAACCUUCACCAGGUCCACG